AUCGCGUUCUCCUUCAUGUCUCCAUUUCCACACGCAGGCGACUUCAGCAGCCAGAUCGCGGCGAGGGUCCUGGAGCUGCCUUACAAGGGCAAAGCAAUGUCCAUGUUCAUUUUCCUUCCCUCUGAGGAUGGGCCCGGCGGCUUCGCCAAAAUGGUCUCUCGACUCGGCGGAAACAACGUGAGGGCAGCUACCAACGGGGAGUUACUCAACAGUCGACUGGUAGAGUUGCAGCUGCCCAAGUUCAAGCUGGACGUGAAAGUGAAGGGUCUUAUUCCAGCUCUCAUGAAUACCGGAAUCAUUGACAUCUUUUCCUUCGACAAAGCCAACUUUACUACGCUCGGGCCUCUGCGCGAGGUAGCCGUGGAGACGGUCAUCCACAAGGCCUUCGUCGAGGUGAACGAGGAGGGAACGGAGGCCGCUGCGGUGACCGCGCUCAUCGCGCCCGUCAGGUCCUUCAUCCAGCCGAUCCGUUUCCACUGCAACCGCCCGUUCCUCUUCCUCAUCAGGGACAACGGCACGCGCAGCAUCCUCUUCAUGGGGGCUUACAAGGAUCCUGCAACGGCUGCUUGAAGGCCUGCGAGUGUAAAAAACAGGAGUAAAGGACGACUGUGGAAUGGUGGCGGAUAAUCGAGAUGUUUCGAGGUUUGAAGAGAUAUCUUUAGUGUGUGGAAGGAAGAGGGGCGACUGAGAUUAGUACAAGUGUUUAGUGUUACGAAGAAUUUCAAUAUAAAAACCGGCAAAAUGCUCCGCUAUGAAAAGAUUGCCUAAUUCAGCUUCGUUUCAGGAACGCCGAAGACACAUUAAUCUUAUCCCAUAGAAAUAAAAGAUGGUUUUGAAGCCUCUCAACAGAAUCACUCCUGAAUAAACGUAAAUUCUAA
Penaeus vannamei (Pacific white shrimp) is the source of this 878-nucleotide messenger RNA. The record is from RefSeq and is a predicted model, not a curated record. Lineage: Eukaryota; Metazoa; Arthropoda; Malacostraca; Decapoda; Penaeidae.